This is a messenger RNA of Galleria mellonella (greater wax moth), 3072 nucleotides long. RefSeq names its product protein LSM12-like (gene Lsm12a). The record is from RefSeq and is a predicted model, not a curated record. NCBI's taxonomy places the organism in Eukaryota, Metazoa, Arthropoda, Insecta, Lepidoptera, Pyralidae. The transcript is spliced from 4 exons. Gene Ontology annotation, molecular function: RNA binding. Bases 158 to 742 code for a protein of 194 amino acids.
CUGUCUACUGUCCGUCAUUCCUCGUUCAACUUCAAUUCAAUGGCGGACGUAUAUUGAACCUGCAAAACGUUUUCGCACGUUUACUUUCACAAAUUCAAAUCAUCUCAUCAAUCACAUGCAAACUAAUUACAUUUAAAGUUAUCGUCGGCCAACAAACAUGUCCACUGUCGUCUCGGACUGUUUCACUAUUGGGAGCAUAGUGGCUACGAAGACAUGUUACAACGAAGAGAUCGAAGGCGAGGUUUUAGCGUUUGACCCUCAAACAAAGAUGUUAAUACUUAAAUGUCCAUCGUCUAGCGGCAACCCUAAACGGCACGAUGUGAAUAUUGUAAAUCUAUCACUUGUCAGUGAUGUUCAAAUCAAGAAAGAGGUAACCACACUUCCUGAUCCGCCACAGUCGCUCAAUUUAAACAGAUUAAACACAAGGGUACGGAACUCUAUAGAAAAUAAAAAAAGACUAGUGACAGCUCUCUCUGCAUGCCUGGACCCCGAGGGUCAGAGGCUGUUCCUGGCCAUCUCGCGGCUGAUUGAUGAUGUGACCUGGGUUGGCCAGAACAUCCGGGUCUACAAUGAGGUCACUAUUACACCUCCCUACAAGGUAGAGAAUGUAAUAGGUGAUUUGGAUUCGAAACCGUACAACUAUAUCAAGAAGUUCGUGGAGAAGCACUGGCGUGAUCAGCGAGAGCACGCUGCCACCUCGCAGCACCACGUCACCGCAGUUAUGUCGGGAUCCACCGUCUAACCCGUUGGGCACAGGGAUGCUGUGACAUACCAGUGAUAGCUGGCAGCCUCCCACACAUGGAGCAUAUUGUUUUUUUUUUAAUACCCAUUCAUCCAAAUGAAUCAUGUCUCGAAAUUUCCUGUACACAAAAUAGGGUGUUUGACUGCCUUUAAAAAGUUUUGCGUUUAAAACGUAAACUGGAUUUGAAUUUGGAACGUGUAAUGUUCGUAACUGUUUGACAGUUCGCGGCCGCCAUUUUUUAUUUUAUUAUGUAACCGCCGACAUCAUUGCAUUAUUACAGUUAAUUCAUUGUACAAUGUUUAACAUAAGUUUCCCUUAUGUUUUACCAUAAAGUUAAAUCCUGAGCCACGUGCAUCCAACAAAUCCCUGCAGCACUUUCGAGAUCCUCACUUAACCUAGCAGUUGCCCACACGACCUUUGCCUGCUCGGGGUCGCUAUUCAAGAACCGUUCUCCCCCAUCAGUUAUUGGUUGCUUAAGCCAUAUGAUCGGUCCAUUGCCACUUGAGCUUGCAGAUUCUCCAAACUAUGCUGGUCACUUUAAUACUUCAGUGGAUUUCCACGUUCCAGACUCUAUCACGUAGUGAAACUCCGAGUAUAGUCCUUCCUAUCCUAUCCUAUUAUUAAUAAUAUAUGACUGACUGGCUCAUAUAUUAACGUACAACCGAAUCCGUUGGAUCUAGUAUUGUUGAGAGGUUCUUUAAAUAGCGUAAAUUCCAAAAUCCACAGCGUACGAAGUCGCGGGCGAAAGGUAGUAUUAAAUAUAAAAUAUGGUGAUCUUCUCAUUUUAAAAUUUCAAAAAAAAUCUCGCUUAUAAACUAUAUAGCAUACUAGCUUUUAACCGCGACUUCGUCCGCCAAGAUGUGUUCACUGACCGGCACAAAAACUAGCCAGAAUUCUUCUCGAUCCCAUAAAGUACCAUGGAUACCAUAUUUAAACGCGAUGGGAUAAGUCGAUAUGGCGACUAGAGGUGGCCCAUAAAAUAAACCCACUUUCGUCUUUACAUUAUUAGUCGGGAUUCUAUUUGUAUCGAUUUUAUUGUUAAUUCUCAUAAAAUCUCUACCAAGACGCAGACAAAUGCCCCAUUUUUUUUUUAAAUAUAAUUUUAUUUGUUAUGUAAUAUAAAAUAAUCAGACGAAAUUAUUAUAAACUUGUGACAUUUAAUUUUUGUUUUGGCAACUCCUAAUUUUGGGGUUGGCAACACUUAUCAUAUUGUCUAUGACCUUGAGCACGAAUUACAUUUUAUUCCGGGUGAUGAGACGGUAUGGUUUAGUUCCUUUGCCGUUCCCAUUGUGGAUAAAUUAAUAGUACUGCAGUAGAAUUUCGAUUAAUCGAAUCAAAUAAAACCGGGAUAUUCCGUAUAAUUGAAAAUCCGGAUAAUCGAUUUUAAAGUGAAGUCAAGCAAUAAGUACAUUUUAAUAUUUUUUUUUAUUAUGUAGUAAAUUUGUAUACACGUCAUUUAGAGACAAUACGAUAUAAAAAAAAUUACAUAAUGUAAAAUUUAUGGAUUACAGAAUACCAAUUUACGCAAUAUUUCUAAAUCUGUAAUUAGAGCAUGAAUGAAGAAUAAGUCCGGAUAAUCGAAUAUCUGGAUAACCUGUGUUCGGAUAAUCGAAGUUCUACUGUACUUUAACUUUAUUCUGACAUAAAAUUUGAAUUUAUAAAAAUGAAAUAUUAAUAAUAAUAAAAUAUUCAAUUUACAUUUUAAAACACUCAUUAUUAAAAAUAGAAAGUUUUUUUUUUUAAGAAAACGUAUGGAAAGAAAAAUGCUUCUUUAAAAUAUAAUUUUAUUUUUAUUAAAAUUUAUUUAUUUAAUUCGAAGCGACUUUUUAAAUUUCCAUAAUGUAGAGCCCGAUUUUUUCCCCUCCAUUUUUUAUAUACUAACAAUAUACCGCGGCUCUUCUCUUGUGAUUCAAGUAAAACAAUUUCACUUCACUAAUAAAAGUCGACUUCGGUCGUGAACGCACCGACAUUGUAAACAUUGCGGAGCGAGACGGUUUUUGCUCCGCAAUCAGCAGUUUUUGCUCCUAAAGAAACGGCAGCCUCGAUCACACAGCUAACAAGAACGGGAGUAAACUGUGUUGGCUUUAAAAAGAAGUGUGAGAAUCGGUUUAGAAUUUGCUUUUGUAAGAAAGAAAUAUUAUUAUUGGGAUCCAUACGUGGAUACCAGUGAAAUGAGGCUGUCUAUCCAUUAUGCAUGAACACUGUAUCAUAGAAAUAAGUGCCAACUUGCAAAAUUGGGAGUUUUUGUAUGUAGUAAAAGACUUAUUUAUAAUAUAAUGUUGUAUUAAGUAAUUAAAAAAAAAAAAUAAAAAAAAACUGCAAAAUGAUAA